CCCUUGGUAUGCAGUAGAUACAGAGCCUACGGUGAGCACUGAGGUUGCUGGUGCUCUCUGCCCCAGACCCUCGCUCCACCUCGCCUCUGCACGCCGCUACUGGGCGCUCUGCCCCCUGAGGAAGCCUGAGGCCACUGACCCACUCCUGGAGCCAUGGUCCAUGGGUACAAAGGAGUCAAGUUCCAGAACUGGGCUAGGACCUAUGGCUGUUGCCCAGAGAUGUACUAUCAGCCCACGUCCGUGGAGGAGGUCAGAGAGGUGCUGGCCCUCGCCAGGCAGCAGAACAAGCGGGUGAAGGUGGUGGGUGGUGGCCACUCGCCGUCAGACAUCGCCUGCACUGAUGGCUUCAUGAUCCACAUGGGCAAGAUGAACCGGCUUCUCCAGGUGGACACAGAGAAGAGGCAGGUGACUGUGGAGGCUGGCAUCCUCCUGGCUGACCUGCACCCACAGCUGGGCAAGCAUGGCCUGGCCUUGUCCAACCUGGGAGCUGUGUCAGAUGUGACCGCAGGGGGCGUCAUUGGGUCUGGAACGCACAACACUGGGAUCAAACACGGCAUCCUGGCCACCCAGGUGGUGGCGCUGACCCUGCUGACGGCCGACGGGACCAUUCUGGAGUGCUCCGAGUCCAGCAACACAGAGGUGUUCCAGGCGGCGCGGGUGCACCUGGGCUGCCUGGGAGUGAUCCUCACCGUCACCCUGCAGUGUGUGCCCCAGUUCUACUUGCAGGAGGUCUCCUUCCCUUCCACCCUGGAAGAGGUUCUUAACAACUUGGACAGCCACCUCAAGAAAUCCGAAUACUUUCGCUUCCUCUGGUUCCCGCACAGCGAGAAUGUCAGCGUCAUCUACCAGGACCACACCAACAAGCCCCCCUCCUCCUGCGCCAACUGGUUUUGGGACUACGCCAUUGGAUUCUAUUUAUUGGAGUUCCUGCUCUGGGUCAGCACCUUCCUGCCGGGCCUCGUGGGCUGGAUCAAUCGCUUCUUCUUCUGGCUCCUGUUCACCAGGAAGAAGGAGAGCAGUAAUGUCAGCCACAAGAUCUUCACCUACGAGUGCCGCUUCAAGCAGCAUGUCCAGGACUGGGCCAUCCCCAGAGAGAAGACCAAGGAGGCCCUGCUGGAACUCAAGGCCAUGCUGGAGGCACACCCCAAGAUGGUGGCCCACUACCCUGUGGAGGUCCGCUUCACCCGCGGGGAUGACAUCCUGCUGAGUCCCUGUUUCCAGAGGGACAGCUGCUACAUGAACAUCAUCAUGUACAGGCCCUACGGCAAGGACGUGCCCCGGCUGGAUUACUGGCUGACCUAUGAGACCAUCAUGAAGAAGGUCGGGGGCAGGCCUCACUGGGCCAAGGCCCACAACUGCACCCGGAAGGACUUUGAGAAGAUGUACCCAGCCUUUUCGAAGUUCUGUGCCAUCCGAGAAAAGCUGGACCCCACUGGGAUGUUCCUGAAUGCAUAUCUGGAGAAGGUGUUCUACUGAAACAGAAAGAAAAUGAAUAGAGCCCACCCCAUCUCAUCCCUCCAGUGAAAAUGAAGGC
Enhydra lutris kenyoni (northern sea otter) is the source of this 1534-nucleotide messenger RNA. Its product is annotated as L-gulonolactone oxidase. Gene Ontology annotation, cellular component: membrane. Bases 154 to 1476 code for a protein of 440 amino acids. NCBI's taxonomy places the organism in Eukaryota, Metazoa, Chordata, Mammalia, Carnivora, Mustelidae. The transcript is spliced from 12 exons. Gene Ontology annotation, molecular function: FAD binding; D-arabinono-1,4-lactone oxidase activity. The record is from RefSeq and is a predicted model, not a curated record.